AAGAAAACCGGAGUAGCGGACGACUUUUAAUUCCUGCGUGGUUAUGUUUGACAUAACAUUAAUUUUUAAUAUCUUGUAUUGCUUUUCAACUAUCGUAAACAAAUAAACAGGUGCCUGUCACGUAUCCAUUUGGAUCAUACGAAUCAACCCAGUAGAAGUUUUGGUUUGUUUUCAAACAUGUCAAUAACAAAUUCUGUGCUGUUGAGAUGUUGCCAGUUUGGCUAUCAGCAAAUAAGAACCAAAUACAUUAAGAAAGCCAGAGCAGGCCUCAACGUCGAAUGGAGAAUACAAAAUAAAAAAACCAUCAAUCCUAAUUCUUUUGGCCCUCUGACAAAUCUACCCGAUUACUCGUUCAAAGAUGGUAGAGUAGUUCCUUACGGAACAAAUCAAUUGAGGCGCAUAGAAGAACAAGCUAAAAUAUACAACAGGGUCUAUCAGCUGUCUGGAGAAAUGGACGCAGCCGUUGAGAAAUACAAUAAGAAGCAAGAGGCCAUUAAAAGACUAGAGGAAAAAAUCAUAGCUGGUAAAUUGAAAGAGAAAGGCAAAGUGAAGCUCGUGAAUGCAUAGAGCCUUGCUUGUUGAAUUGAAAAGCAGUUGUUUAUUGUUAAUCUGUAUCAUAGGUACUUUAGA
Messenger RNA from Trichogramma pretiosum, 630 nucleotides. RefSeq names its product 39S ribosomal protein L52, mitochondrial (gene mRpL52). Gene Ontology annotation, cellular component: mitochondrial large ribosomal subunit. Gene Ontology annotation, molecular function: structural constituent of ribosome. Bases 178 to 567 code for a protein of 129 amino acids. The transcript has 2 exons. Gene Ontology annotation, biological process: mitochondrial translation. Lineage: Eukaryota; Metazoa; Arthropoda; Insecta; Hymenoptera; Trichogrammatidae. The record is from RefSeq and is a predicted model, not a curated record.